Molecule: messenger RNA, 1144 nt
Organism: Cyprinodon tularosa
Lineage: Eukaryota; Metazoa; Chordata; Actinopteri; Cyprinodontiformes; Cyprinodontidae
Product: ADP-ribosylation factor GTPase-activating protein 1-like
Exons: 10
Coding region: 219-1064 (281 amino acids)
Biological process (GO): regulation of ARF protein signal transduction; regulation of endocytosis
Cellular component (GO): Golgi membrane
Molecular function (GO): GTPase activator activity
Source: RefSeq, a predicted model, not a curated record
GAAGAAGAAUUCAGAAUUGUCCCGUGAUGCUUUGCUGUGCCAACGUAUGCAAACAGGAACAUGGCCAUCGGUUUUAACGUCGGUGCUUUUUAAUUGGGAGCCUUAUACAGCCUGUGACAGCCCGUGAAUCUGCUACGGAACCAAACCCACAAUAGAUUAGAGCGGCGGAGCGUGGAGACUGAGAAGCGGCGUCCUGGUUGUUUCCCAUCAGUGUCAUCAUGGCGAGUCCAAGGACCCGAAGAGUUCUGAAGGAAGUGAGAACCCAGGAGGAGAAUAAUCUUUGUUUUGAGUGUGGCGCGUUUAACCCUCAGUGGGUCAGUGUGACAUAUGGCAUUUGGAUCUGCCUGGAGUGUUCUGGAAAGCACAGAGGCCUGGGAGUGCACCUCAGUUUCGUGCGCUCUGUCACCAUGGACAAGUGGAAAGAUAUUGAACUGGAGAAAAUGAAGGCUGGGGGAAAUGGGAAAUUCCGCCUUUUUCUAGAACUCCAAGAUGAUUAUGACCCGAACUGGACCUUACAGGAGAAGUACAACAGCAGAGCCGCCGCACUCUUCAGAGACAAGGUAGCAACAUUAGCUGAAGGUAAGGAGUGGUCCAUUGAUACAUCCACUGCUAAAAACUGGACUCCUCCGCAACCCAAGUCAAGCCUUUCAUCCUCUCACAGAUCUGGAGGAUCGGGUCAGACCCAGGUCAGUUCUAAUGACAAGGCGUUUGAGGAUUGGUUGAGUGACGACGUCAACUCUUAUCAAAGUGGGGGGGGCUACAGUGGGAACCAAGAGAAUCGUUAUGUUGGCUUUGGCAACACAGUAACCCCAGAGAAGAAGGAUGACGACUUCUUGAACAAUGCAAUGUCUUCAAUUUACUCAGGUUGGAGUAAUUUUACUGUUGGUGCCACCAAAUUUGCUUCAAUUGCUAAAGAUAAUACGACUAAACUGGCAAGCCAAGCAACUUUAAAGGCCACAGAGUUAGGACAGACUAUAAAUGAGAAUGUUAUCAAACCCACCCAAGAGAAGGUAACAUCUAUGUCUGAGGUUGUUGCUUUGGUGGUGGGCUGCAGUGCUUUCUAGAGAAAAAAAAACAAACAGCUUCAGAUGUGAAUGUGCUCUUUUUCUCUCCUAUGUUAGUCUCUGCUACAUCUUUGCUCAAU